AUGUUGAAAAAAAUUGAUCUCCUCUGCCAUAAUUCCGCUAGCAUUGGCCCUACAAACUUCGUCAAGCAAAAGACGUUUGUUAGUUUGCUGAUCGACCACGUCCUAACGGCUACGUGCAGCAAAUCCAUCCGAAUCGCUACCAUCAGUUUUGCCGCGUCGUCCCAACUUGCGGUCGAAUUCGACUUCGAUAAUUACUCGAGAUCGGUGACUCCUUGUGUUGAUCUAAAGAAUGCAGUCAAUGGUAUUGCUUACGUGCACUGGUGGGCUACUAAUACUGCCCGUGCUCUAGAAGAAGGGCAUUCUCUAGUCAAUGAUGCGUCCAGAGGAGCAAGAUCGGAUGCAGAAAAAGUCGUUUUUGUCCUUACCGACGGCAGAUCGAAUCAAGGUGGAAAGCCUGGCCCCAAGCUGACGUUAUUUAUACGAAACACAGAUGGUGCUAAGGUUAUUGCGAUGGGCGUGGCUAAUUUAAAUUCCAAAAGCAUUCAGAACGAUUCGAAUGCCAUCACUGAGACGCUACUGCUGAAAGAGUAUAGUUUCACUGACAUCAGGUCAGCCGUACUAAAGUGUGGUUCUUCACAAUGGUACGCACUAGGUCUCGAGCUGGCGAAUUCAGACGAAGUGCAAUGUUUGAUUCACGACAAACCAUGGCCACGUCAGAAACUGCUUGCAAUCAUUAUGGACAGACAGCAACGAGUAGGCAAACACAAGGCGGCUGAAGAAAUAUUACACGCCUCGAAGAAGGUUUCGCCUCCAAUUUUUCGUGACGUUAGUAAGCAGUUGGAAGCUUUGCGAUCAAGUCAACAAGCUGCUUGGAUGGAGUCGACUGUCGAAGAAUCUGACUUUGAGCAGAUGGGCGCUAUUAUCGAGGUAGCAAAAGAAGUGAAGCGAUUGGAUCUGAGAGAGACUGUCGAAAACGCAGAAGCGGCGUAUCAACAGCUGAACACAAGUAUGGGAUGGAGCGCGGCAAAAGAAUGCCUGGACAACGUUUUUGCCGUAUCGAGCGACAUGAUAUAUUGUGGCGUAGCAAUGGCUGUAAAAUGCUUUACCCUCUUGUCGGCUAACCCAAAACGCAAAGAGCAGUUUGUGUCUGACGAAGAGUUCGACAAGAUCACCAAACUGCAACUGAUAACCAGAGGCGUUCCUGGCAAAGUCUCUCGAAGUCGAUACAGUGAGUGCGUAGGAAAGGCUGUCGAGACUGUGAUCGCUUGCAAAGAGGCUCUAGAUAAGAAUGACGUCAAACAAAUGGAUUUCCAGAUUUCUCACAUGAAGGAAAAUGUCAACAUGUUGUCUCGGUUUCUUGCCAAUCCCAAUUCGACGCUAAUGCAAGACGUCGCCAAAGAGGCUGAGUUCAAACCUGGUGAUUUUGUUUUCAAUGUUUAUGCAGUAUUUUUGCCGUACGUGGAAGGUAUCAAAAUGCUGUGCGCCUUUACGACGCUCGAGAGUUUGAGAGACGACUCGCAAACUCCAGAUAUCGAGAAACAGUGCGACGACGCCAAAGACUACUUCAAGUACUCCGAGGUGGAGAGAAGCAUAAGGCACAGCUUCGAUGCUCUUCGCACAAUUCGCAGUGGAGACACCGUCGUCGUGACCAACCGAAGCCUUGGCGGAAACUGGUCGAUUCGCGGUGGUGAGAGAUCUGCGAAGGGCUUGUGGGUGACCUGCAGUGACAUUCAAAAGACGGACGGAUCAGUAGCAAAGAUAUUUGAACGAGAUGAGAUACCGGAAGAGGUUAGUUCCCAAGCCGUUUCUAUUUCUGAGACGGUAUUAAAGAUUGGUGACACUGUAGCUCUCAACUAUUUGGGUUUGGGUUACGUUUUCCGUUUCCCCGGCAGCUGGUUUACUUCUCCAGAUUAUUGCUUUUACCGUGGCACCGUACAAGAGGUUAAGCAUCAUGGAAGUGGAGUGGAUUCGAUGCAGUGGAGAAUAGAGUCGCGUUACAAAGAGAAGGGCGAGGAAGUCCGCGAUGGUGAUGAGAUAUAUUUGCACUGCAACGUACAGGGCGGACGUGGUAACCUCUACCUUACAUGCAACUACGAUGGAUACGUUACCACAAGCGGAAACAAGCAAGUUUAUCGCAUUAACGCGCUUCGUCUGAUGGACAAAGAUUAAGUGGUGACUAUAUAUACUCGAAUGAGGCAUUGUUUUAUGUAUCAAUAGUCUCUUGGUCGUAUUGCUAACCGAUAAAACGAUAUUAGUAUCUACACAUUAGUUGGUGUCUUAGUCGGAAUUAUAUGUGGUCUGAAUUGUUUCAAUAGUUUUAAGUUAAGAAGCUUGAGUAUAUGUACAAGUGUUU
This is a messenger RNA of Corticium candelabrum, 2293 nucleotides long. RefSeq lists its product as uncharacterized. The record is from RefSeq and is a predicted model, not a curated record. The transcript has 3 exons. The coding region runs from base 1 to 2109 and encodes 702 amino acids. NCBI's taxonomy places the organism in Eukaryota, Metazoa, Porifera, Homoscleromorpha, Homosclerophorida, Plakinidae.